Messenger RNA from Gadus chalcogrammus (walleye pollock), 1245 nucleotides. It is a transcript of the gene ciao2a, whose product is annotated as cytosolic iron-sulfur assembly component 2A. The transcript has 5 exons. The coding region runs from base 323 to 718 and encodes 131 amino acids. NCBI's taxonomy places the organism in Eukaryota, Metazoa, Chordata, Actinopteri, Gadiformes, Gadidae. The record is from RefSeq and is a predicted model, not a curated record.
UGAUUAAAUAAUUCGAAAUUCAAGGACAGGACCAAAACGGGCUUGUUGUAUAUUUUUUUACGUUUCACGUUAUAGACAAUACCCUCACAACGUUAUUGUUGUUAUCGUGUAGUUAGCUUCUGACCUCGACUGCUUUGGUCUGGAGCGGAACGACCCGGAGGAAGCGAUCAGAUAAUGUUAACUGGAUAACGUUCUCUAAGUAAUGUUCUCGAUAAUGUUCUCUGGAUAAUGUUCUAAUUCACUUUAACUGGUUAUACUGGUAAACUGCUAUGGCGCCGUCCAGACCCAGUGGGACCAUGAAGAAUAAUGACCUUUAGACACCAUGAACAUGGAGGAAAAAGAGUUAGAGGUCUACGAUGUGAUCCGGUCUAUACGGGACCCGGAGAAGCCGAACACCCUGGAGGAGCUGGACGUGGUGACGGAGAGCUGCGUGGAGGUCCGCCCGCUGCCGGGCGACGAGUACCUCAUCAUCAUCAAGUUCUCGCCCACCGUCCCCCACUGCUCGCUGGCCACCCUUAUCGGUCUGUGCUUACAGGUCAAACUGCAGCGCUGUUUACCUUUCAAACACAAGCUGGAGAUCUACGUCUCUGAAGGAACCCACUCCACAGAGGAAGACAUUAACAAACAGAUCAACGAUAAGGAGCGGGUCGCGGCGGCAAUGGAGAACCCCGACCUGAGGGAGAUCGUGGAGCAGUGUGUGAUGGAACCAGAUGACUAACACACACAAACACACACACACACACACACACACACACACACACACACACACUGUGUUUGAUGACUGUGAAUCAGGAUCUUAGAAACAUUCUUUAUAUUUGUAUAUGAUGUUUACACAUUAAAACAUUCUGGUCUAGAAGCUCUUUGUGCGUUUUAUUGCCCAGUAAGAUGGUCUGCCUUAUUUCCAAUCCAAGGAAUGUGGUCCAAAAUGGUGGCUGGAAGGAAGGGAUGACUAACCGCUCUAUAGCUCGUUCUGGGUCCUUGGAGGAACCCAUGUUGGAAUUUUACGUACUUUACAUUUACAUUUAGGGUAAUUAGCAGAUACCUUUAUUCAAUUAGACUAACAAUAAGUACAUUAACUUCCCUGUAGUUGAUUGUGAAAAUCAUUUAUUUGGUGUAAUUUCUUUAAUAAACCUUCUAAGAACCAAAAUCGACCCUGCCUAAUGAAUUAAUUUAAAUGUGACUCAUAUCUGAUUGUUUAGUUGAGUGCCUACCAGUGUAUUGUCUUCAUGGAUCAGUCAGCACCCU